AUGCCGGCUGAGAAAAUUACACAUUGUGGAAGUGACCGCAAAAUCGAAGAGCACAGUUUGCAAGCAGGUAUGGAACAUACAGAUGCAGUUAACAAAGACAACAGUACUACUAUGACUUUCCAUUCAAAUACUGAUGUCAAUCCUGGGAAUUAUGUUACUGAUUUUGAUAAUCGAGUUGAAUGUUCAUUUUGCUGUGGCGAAAAUGCAGAGUCCGAAUCUGGUCAGCGGUCUUGUCAACAUUGGACUCAGGUGCGUCCAUCUAACACAAGGCAAGCACAAAAAAAGAAACUCAGAGGACUUCAAAACGGCCAUCAUGAUCCUUCUCGUUAUACCAAUAGUCGAAAUACAAAAGAAAAUACAGACAUACAACGUCCCAUCAUUAACGGUAAUUCAAUUGAUGGACAAAGUAUGCGUAAUCCAAGUGAUACUAAUACUUCAAAUUCAGCGGCUUCACGCUUUAAAUAUGAUAGAUCUUUGCAUUCAAGCAACAAAAAUGCACCAACAUCUAACACAGAACAAACUAAACCUGUAGCAUCUAAUUCAUCUUCUCCAGCUCCAUCUGUUUCUUCGGAUCUCCCAAAUGGACAUGACUUUAGUGAUAGUAGGACAUUCCCUCGAUAUGCACAUAAAUCGUCACGUUCAUUUAGAUCAUCUACUCAAGCCAACGAGUCAGACGAUCUCAACAGUCAGCGUUCAAACGCUUCACCCGUUACUGUUGGUGGAGCUAACACGAGAACCCGGGCUUCAGUGAGUCGGUAUAAUGUAAAUAUGUCACCCCAGUCUGGGGCAAUCCCUAAUGCAUAUCAAAAUGGUCCUUUUGAUCAGUGGCGACGUCCUAAUAAUAAUGGCAGUUUGCGAAGAUCACAUCAACAGCAUUUCGUACCUCGUAAUACCAGUCAGUUUCACCGUUAUAAUGGACCGGCAGCUCACCCUGGUCGACCUCAUCAGAACAAUUUCUCACGGAAUCGCAUUUCAGGCUCUGGAAUGGGAGAUUCACCUCCCGUACAAGCAAACGACUCACCUAAUCCUGUUCUUAAUGAAUAUAAUUCACAACCUGAUUCAGUCCGAGAAGAUCUAAAAAAACCACAGACAUCUUGGGCAACUGUUGCAGUGGGUGUCCAAUGUGAACAGAAACUCUAUACACCUAAAGAUAAUUCACGAGACCAACUAGUUAGUUUCCUCCUGGAACAGUGGCGCCGUUUCGACCGAAAAUCGACCUAAUGCACAAAUUAACACGAAACGUAUUUUUUAAGUAUCCCCUUUUUCACCUAUGGUAUCAUCUGGUAUUGUUUUGUACUGGGUGGGAUGUUACAUUCUUUCUUCCUCUCUUUAUAUAUAUAUAUCCCACGAAUUUUUAUACGACACGCUUAAUGUCGGAGAAAUAAAGUUUAUGUAAAAAUGAACCUUUCAUAGAUUUAUUUUAAGGUUUUCGUUUAUGGCGCUUGAUUUCUUCCUGCUAUUAACUUAACUUCUUAAACCGAAAUGCAAGUUAUUUUG
Molecule: messenger RNA, 1497 nt
Organism: Schistosoma curassoni
Lineage: Eukaryota; Metazoa; Platyhelminthes; Trematoda; Strigeidida; Schistosomatidae
Source: the annotation of a GenBank genome assembly